GUCGACUCGAGUGUGUGUGCGGCGCCGCGUUUUUCGCAUGCUGAAAAUUCGUGUACAGUCGCACGCAAUUCCGUAAACCCAUUUCAAUAACGACAACAACAAUAAUUGUCUGUAACGUUGUUGAACCGAAAACGCCGGCGGUGUCGUAGUCCGGCGCGCGUUUGUCCGUUCGUCUCGUCGUCGGUAGUGCGAGCGCGCUGCGCCGGCGGUGGUACGACGACAACACUGGUCCCGUCUCCGCCGUCGUCGUCCGCCGCGACGACUAGACCGUGGUGUGUAAUACGGGGCGGCCGUGUUUGUGCGUGCGUGCGUGCGUUACCAGCGAUAACGCGUACGUAAAAGACAACAAACGUCGCGUCGAAAUAAUAAUAAUAAUAAUAAUAAUAAUAAUAAAAAAAAUUGUAAUGUACGAUUUUUAGUAGAUAAUAUACCGACGGGAAAAAAAAAAAAAAUAAAUAAAAAUAAUAUCAUUUUCAAAUACUAUUAUCAUCGUUGUUAUUGUCGUAUUGUCGAUUCGCUCCCGCGCUACGUUCCGUCGUGCACGCCGUUUUCGAAUCGUCUCGAUACCGACAAAACAGUGCGCCGUCCCGGAUUACCGUCUGCGUAUUGGCAAUAACAACUGCGCUAUGCGGAGCCACCGCGCCACAUAGCCGCCACGGUCGACGUCCGUUUCCCCGUGCGCCGCUGGCCGGUCCGUGUCCAGCGCCAGCCGCCGCCGCGGGGCGCAAGAGCCCGACCACAUCUGUCCAAGGUACGAGGCGUAAAAGGCCCCCCGGGAAACCGUGUCGCACCAUCGCCCCGUUACGAUAUCCGAACGGUCGUCCGGACGCGGGAGACGGGAUUGUCGCGGUCAUGUCGCGGUACCGCCGAGCGACGACGUGCGAUACCGCCUAAAAAGGGCAUAUGCCACCGACUGCGUCGUAACCGCGCGCUUUUACGCUGGUCGGCAGUAGUGUACGCCGCCACCGCGGACGAUCGUUGUCAACAGCACCGCCGUCGCCGCAGUCCGUCACGGCGGGCGCCCGUCUCGUUCCGAUAUUAUGUAAGUCUGUAGUUCCUAUCGCAUGUUCUCGGCGUGCCGUAUUGUUGUUGUUGAGCUUUAAUCAACCGCCCCCGUCCCAUUAUCCGUCCCUCUCGACCGCCUAUCCCGCAUGCCGUCCCGUUUACUGGCAAAAGACCCGUGCGCCGUGUCGAAAUCCCGUCUCGGAAAUCCUCGUCGAAACGGGAUCGCGCCGUAGUCUUGUACGGUACGCGGUGACCACUGGGACAAUGGUAUCCGGUCCGUCAGUUCCCUACAAUUAAUCACCUAUUUGGUUCUUUUUCAUGUACUACCCAGAUUGCUGCGAAAGAGCGGCCCUUGUACUGUUGACGGGGCGCACAGUCUCUCGCGCGCCUUUUGGAUUUUCAAUCGCUGUCACACAAUGAGUUCUCACGGAUGGUGCUAUUGAACGCCGGCAUUAUUUUGCCGGCGUCCAAUCAAGACAUGGACGGCAGUAGCGGAGCCAAGCAAGCAGACAGUUGGCACAAGCAUGAACCAUUCAUGAUGGUUGAAAAGCAAAAAAAUAAAGGUUAGUAGUACCUAUUAAGGAGACUCAAUGUGCCUAAUGAGAUUAUCUAAAUCAAAUAAGUUCAUUGUACGUCAUACGCAUAAUAAUAAUAACCUAUUAAGUUAGUCGCAGUAAAAAUAAAAUCCAUGGGCCCCUUGUCAUCUGCUGUUCUUUUUAAGAAAACAAACAAACUUUAUUUUUAUCGUUGUUUGUUAUUUAUUGGGUUUUAGUCUUGACCCUCUUUGAGUUUGUGAACCCAUAAGAACUAACUGUGUUGUGUUUUAAAACAAUUUUUACCAGAUGUCGAUAGUGUCCUUGAAUACAUUUGGAUACAAUGAAAUCUCUACAUAAAAACACAUGUUUAGACAACUGUUUUGAUAAACAGUAAUCCCAUUAUCCUUUUUCUUUUAUUAUUUUUAAAAUUUUAUUGUUCAAAACUAACGUUUAUCUUUCAUAAUAAUUAUUAUACUUUUUAUGUACUAUCGUAUACACAUAUUUUGGACUUGAAUAAAUCACUUUUUGUUUUUGUAUGUUAUCCAUACCGUUUUAGAAAUCACUAGGUAUUAUUUAGUAUAUCUAUUAAUUCUUUGUUCAUUUGCAAAUUUACAUAAUAAUUUACACAAUUUACAUGUAAUGGGUACUUAUAUUCAUUAAACUUCACCCUAAAAAUGUUUUUAUUAAUUUACUUCAAUUGUGUUUAUACACAAUAUGUUUUUCAAAUGCUAAGAAACUUGUACAUUAUCUACUUUUUCCACUUAAAACUACUUAAGUUCUUAAAAAUACUGUUUUUAAAAAGUUAUCUACAUUUUCAUAUUUUACUACUGAAUUAUAAUUGUCAUAUAAUAUUAACUAUUUUGUCAUUUAAUACUGCAUAGGAUUUUAAAAUCUGUUUUCAUGUGUUAGUCUUUUUUUUUUAAAAACUUUUUCUUAUAAACCAAGUGUAUACAAUUUUUAAAUAUUUCUUAAAAGAUGCAUAUGUUUUUGUUUGUUUCACAUUCAUUUUUGGAUAAUAUUAUGUGAUUAGUUUACCAAUUCUUAUAAGAAUCACCUAACUGCAUAGGUGGUGGUAAGUUGGAAUAAGUAAUGUAAUAUAGGAAAUCUUUUGACUAUAAAAUAUAUUGUAAUUACAUAAGACUGAUGGUUAUUUUAUGUACCCUACUUAAAAAUAACAUUACAUUACACAUGACUGUUGGGUAAUUUAGCAAAUUAUUUGUCAGUAAUUUAUUUCAAAUGCGUUUUCUUACUUGUAUGUGUUUUAAUCGAUUCACUGGCAGGCAUAUGGUUGGGGAUUAGAUGACACACUAUAAAUAGAUUCUCUGUACUGUCGAAACUAUUUAUAGAGGUUUGUUAAUCGGUCUACACGUUUUAAAUUCCAAAUUCUACUCUAAGGAGCUGAACUCAGAACUUAAUAUACCUAUUCAACUUAUAUGUAAUGUAUGCACCUAUCAAAUGUAUGUAUUAUGAUAUAAAAUCAAUGAACUUUUAUCUUCUGAACUAUUCACAAUUUGUUGGCUGUUGGAGAAUUUAAAUUUAUGUUUUAUGCAAUUCUUUUUUAUUGUAUAAUAAAUUGCUAUCUAACUACAUAAUGUAUGUGGUGAAAAAUAAUUAAAAAAUAAAUCAAUGAUUUAACAGUUGUGACCUUGCUCAAUGCAAUAUUUUCCUUUUGUUAUUUGAAGACCUAUCUGAUCAAUCAAGGAAACUAGUAUUAGGUAGCAGAAUUUCAAAUUAAUUAUUUUCAUUGGUACCUAUCUAGAAUAAAAUAUGUAUACCUACAGUUUUUCUAUUUUAUACGGGAAUAACUGUUUUUCAAAUGUUGUCUACAAAUUAUUGUGGUAUAAAAAAAAAAUAAAUUACUUCUUUUAAUAAUACUGAUUAUUGGUAUUAAUAUUUUAUUAUUAUUUUAUUAAGGUCAUGGCCAAGGAUCCCAAGAGAGUAAUUUUGGUUUUGGUGGCGGUCCUUUGUAUGGAAGACUUGUUGCUGAAGACCAGUUACCAAUGGUUGGCGGUGUUGCUCCCGUGCACGCAGAUAUUCACGCGAUGCAAGCUAGAAUACCGCCUCACUUUCGAGAUCCAUCAGCGGCACCCUUAAGAAAACUUUCGGUGGACUUGAUAAAGACUUAUAAGUUUAUAAAUGAGGUAAGUACCUAUAUGAAAUUAUAAAUUUUUACUUUACGAUCUUGCUCAAUUUUAAACAGGUCAAUACUAUUUAAAAUAUAAAUACAUUACCAUUUGUAGAUCUAUUCAAUUGCUAGGUAUCUAUUAUGAAUAAUGCUCUAAGGUCAUACUAUUGUACUUAUGUUAUAGUAAAACUAUAUGCUCUCUUGAUUUGUUGUAAAUUUAUAUUUUAUCCUAGAAAAUGUGUUUUUUUUUUCUGAACCUGUUGUGAUAUUUUCGUUAGAACAAAUGUAAAGCAUAUUAUACCUACAUAUCUAUCCAAGUUCUACUUAAUUGAGUUUUAGUUGGGAAAUAUUUUCUUUUGGAAUGCACACACAAUUUUUGUAAUAUCAAUGGUGAAAAGGUAAAAUGUCAUAAACAAUAAAAUAAUCGUUAACAACAUAUUUUGCUAUUCUUGGUACAUAGUGCAGCAUCCCACAUUCAUACAUCUAACGCAAGUGUUUUUACGUUAAUUUUAGAGCUGUUAAUAUCCUUUUUAAAAUUUUGUCAAAAAUUGCAUUAAUUAGUAUGUAAGGGUAGGUAAAAUCAGGCAUAAAUGUAAUUCGACCGUCAUAAACGACAUGAUACAUGACCACAUUUUUAUACAAAGGGUUAACCCCUUUUUUUUAUACAUCAUUUAAAAAUAAUAUUCCCACUUUUUUUAGUGAUAUGCAAACUAUAUUAAAUGAUAAAAAAUAAAAAUAUUAUUUUACAUCAUUUCUUUCUUUACCUUAAAAACAUGCCUAAAAAGAAAAUUCUCAUGCUCAUAGAGUGGUUUGAUUACAAAGGUUAUUUUUGCUGAAAGAGAAAAAGAGACUUCCUACAAGUCACAUUGAACUCUGUUUUUCAUUAUUUUCAUUUCAAACUUUAUAAUAUGUUUUUAAAAAUGGUUAAUUUUUAACUUUUUUUAAUACUAUAAUUUGAAAUCAAAUGCAAAUUUAGAGUUCAAUGUGGUCCAAAAAAAACUACAAAAAACAAUACAAACCUGAUAAAUGUGUCAUUUAGUACAGAUUUGGAGUUAACUACAAACAAAAUUUGUUCAGUGUUGAAUAGAAUUCAGGUAAACAAAAAUUCAUAUCACAAACAAUGUAAAAUUUAAUAUUUUAUUAAUUGAUUAAUAUUUUAAUUUUUAAUUUAUGAUGAAUUCUAUUUUAUACAAAUAGUUGUUUUAAACAUAUUAUUUACUUUAAGUUUAAGUACAAAUUUGAUAAUAAUUUUAGAAUUCUAAAAGUAAAACUAAUUGAUGAUUUUGUCUUUAUCAUCAAUUUAUCCAUAAUCAAUUAAAUUAGUGUAUUUAAUUGUGUGUUUAGAAAAAUAUAAAUUGGAUGCCUUAAUUUGUUUUGUUUGAUUAUGUGUAUCAGUUGAAAACUAAAGGCCUGACUGGUCUGUAAAAAGUAAAACUAUUAUAUAUAUAUUAUUAAUCAUUAAAAAGCAAAUAAAAUUCUCUUCAAAAUUGUAUUUUAUUAAAAAUUAAAUUUUUUUCUGUGUAACUAAUUAUAAUAAUAAAUACUGAGUAUAAUAUGAUACCUAAAUUAAAUUAAUACUUAUAAUAUUCCCCCCUCUUUUUGCAGUAGGAACUAAUGUAUACAUUUGUUUUAUGUAAAUGCAAUUAAUUACAACUUUUAGGAAUUCAUAAUGAAACUAUUUAAAAUAAUUAAUUCAAUAUCAUUUAUAAGAUUCUAUUUUAAGAUUAUUGUAACAAGUUAACAUAUGAUUUUAUUAGGGUUUCACUAAGUGGAUUCGGAUAAAUAGUUAUGAUAUUAACUAUUAAAUAUGAUUAAAAUAAGUAGAAUCAACUUACUUUUAUCAAUAUGCUUUUCGGUAUUUUAUGAUAAUAGCUUCUAAGAAUGUUAAGAAAAAAUUUUUAUUUUAGUAAAGAAAACCCAAUAAUUCAUCGAAAAAUAAUAAAACAACAAUUGAAUAGAUUUCUAAAUUCAGUUCUUAAAUUUUUCUUGACUCUUGGGAAUACCAUUUAUUUCUAGUGGGUUUGUUUUAUAAUGUUCUGUGUUGAAUUUGUAUGUAUCAAAGGUCAAUUAUUUGAUCUUUUUAAUCUUAGUAACCUAGUUUUGUAGAUUACAAAUUAAUAGGAAUAUAAUUGUGUUGUGUUAUAGUAAGUGUAUAAGCUUAAUUAUGUUUCUUUGUCAUAAUAGUUUUGUUUAUUAAAGUGAUAGUUUCAUUUUUUCAAAUUAUUAUUUUAGAAGAAAACUAAAAGACAUACAUGUUUGAACAACUGUUGAAUAUUGUGGGUUUUGUUUGUAUCUAUAAAAUACAGUUUAAACUUUUUAAAUAAUUUGUGACAUAGUUUAUAUAUUUUUUUUAAGGUUUACUAUGCUAAAAAAAAAAAAAGAGCUGGUGGUGGAGCGGUUGGAUUGAGUAGCCAACCACAAAAUAAUGGCGCACCCGUCGAAGGUCCCGUGGCCAAUAAAAAAGAGAGGAGAGUAUAUAAUGAUGGCUAUGAUGAUGACAAUCACGAUUAUAUUAUUAGAAGCGGGGAGAAGUUUUUGGAUCGAUACGAAAUCAUAUCCUUGUUGGGUAAAGGAUCAUUUGGACAAGUGAGUUAAAUAUAUAGACUGACAGAUUUUAUUUAUUGUGUUUAAUUUUUUUUUAGGUUGUCAAGGCCCGUGAUGAAGAAGAAGAUUGUUAUGUAGCAAUUAAAAUAAUAAAGAACAAAAAACCAUUCCUUAAUCAAGCUCAAAUCGAAGUUAGGCUAUUAGAAAUGAUGAAUAGAGCUGAUGUUGACAACAAAUACUAUAUUGGUAUGUGGAAAACUAUUCAUAAUAUGUAUUUUAAAUGAUAAUUGCUAAUUAAUAUAAUUGAUUGUUUACAGUUAAACUCAAGCGACAUUUUAUGUGGCGCAAUCAUCUGUGCCUAGUGUUUGAGUUAUUAUCGUAUAAUUUGUACGAUUUGAUUAGGAACACUAAUUUUAAAGGUGUUUCUUUAAAUCUUACACGCAAAUUUGCUGCUCAACUAUGCACGGCUCUGUUGUUCCUAUCCACACCAGAUCUGUCCAUCAUACAUUGCGAUCUGAAACCCGAAAACAUAUUGUUGUGCAAUCCUAAACGAUCAGCAAUUAAAAUAGUAGAUUUUGGCUCAUCUUGCCAACUUGGCCAAAGAGUUAGUUUUGAAAAAAAUGAUCUUUAUUGAUAUAAUGAUUAUUUAAACAUGUUCGUUUUUUUUUUUUUUUAUAGAUAUAUCAAUAUAUUCAAUCACGUUUUUAUCGUUCACCUGAAGUUCUACUCGGUAUACCAUAUGAUCUGGCAAUCGAUAUGUGGAGCUUAGGAUGUAUAUUAGUAGAAAUGCAUACUGGAGAACCAUUGUUUAGUGGAACAAAUGAAGUACAUUUAUUUUAAUAUAAUAUUAAAUUUAUUAAAUAUAUUGUUGAUGAGAGGGAAAAAAAUACUAAAUUUAAUUUAACUUUUUUCAGGUUGAUCAGAUGAAUAAAAUCAUUGAAGUAUUAGGGAUGCCUCCCAAACAUAUACUUGACCAAGCCCAAAAAGCCCAUAAAUAUUUUGAUAAAAUGCCUGGUGUUGAGUCUUAUACACUAAAAAAACCUAAAGAUGCUAAAAAGUAUAGGAAUCCUGGUGGUCGAAGGUUACAUGAUAUACUUGGUGUGGAAACCGGAGGUCCGUAUGCUAGGCGAUUAGGGGAACUCGGACAUUCAGUGUCUGAUUAUCUUAAAUUUAAAGUGAGUAUUUCUAUAAUACUGUAUAAUUAUAUAUUUUGUUUGUGGCUUUAAAUUAUGUUAUCUAAUGAGUACAUGUUGUGGAUUCUAGGAUCUUAUAGUUCGAAUGCUAGAUUACGAUCCCAAAACUCGAAUAACACCUUAUUAUGCAUUACAACAUAACUUCUUCAAAAGGACUUCUGAAGAAGGUACAAAUACAGCCAGUGGUAUCGCUCAAGCCGGACUGCAUAGUUUAGGUGCUAGUCCGCCGUUUAAUAGUUUACCUAGUAAUAACGGCCCAGGAGACACUAAUGUGCAAUCAUCUGGUAAGAAUAUUGUUAUUUAGUGUUUAAUAUUAAUUAUGUUAAAAAAAAAAAUAAGCAUACUCUUAAGUCUCAAACCUUUUGUUUUCAAUUAAUGAAGUCAUUAUUAAAACCAAAUAAAAUUGUAUAUAUGUAUAUAUAUAUUUUUUUUUUUUUGGAGACUAAUAUUCAAAUAAAUAUUUAUAUAUAUAUAAUUAUUAUAUUUUUUUUGUUCUCGUCUACCUCAAAGGAAACAAUUUCCCUACACAUUUUUACGCUCGAUGACUAUUGCUAAACUUUGGGUCAACAAAUUAGAUUUCAAAAUAAGUGUAAGUCAAUUCUUAAUAAUGUGAUGUGUGUUGUGUUGUGUUAUAAUUUGUUAUUUUAAGUGAUAGCAUUUCAUAAUAAAAUCAUUUUUAUUUAAUACUUCAUGCCAUUUUGUAUAAACCAGUAUGUUGUAGUUUAAUAGUUAAAAUUAUUUUGCUUUCAUUUUAAAUAGUGUAUAUGUAGUAAUAACUGGUUUUCAUUUCAAUCAUUUGAUUGUGGUUUAUAUUUUACUUUUCGAUUUCUGGUAAUAUUAAUUGAAUGAUCAAUUAGGUUGAGUGUUUUAAAAUAAAUUUUUUAGGUACUUGAUUAAUUAUCAUAGUAAAUUAAAUUAAAAUAUUUAUAUAAAGAUAUUAAAAAAUAGUAUUUAUUUAUUUAAUUUUAAUAGUAGUCAUUUAAUUGUUUUAUGAAUAUUUUAACUGUGGUGUUUUACUUAUAUUAAAACAAAAACCUAUUAUAAACAUAUUAAUAAUAAAAUUUGUUAAUUUUACAAGUAUUUAAAAUAAUAUAUAUAGCUUUUAUUGAACUUUAAAGUGCUAUGACAGAUAGUAAUGGUUUUGUAGUUACAUUUUAAAUGUGUAUGUUAAAUAUUUAUUUAUUUUAUUUUGUGACAAUUUAUUAUUCAAAAAUCUAUAAGUAAUAUAUGUUUUUUUGAUAUUUGAAUCCGUUUAUUUAUUGUUUAUACAAUAAAAUUAAUUAGUUUAGGCAAUUUAAUUAAUUCAAUUUUUGUUAUAAAUUAGUAAUUAAUAAUGCAUACACAUGUUUUCAAAUGUUAAAUUUAAAUAUACAACAAAUAUAUUUAAUAUAUUUUAUUUUCGACGUUGAUGAAAUAUCAAAUUUUGAUAAUUCUAUAUUUUUAGAAUUUUCAUCGCUUAUAUAUUUAUGGAAUUCCUUUAAAUAUGAGAAGUUUUUAAUUUGUCUUUGUGGAUUCCUAUAUAAUCUAUAGGUAUAAUGUUUAUCAUAUAUUUUUUUUUUUAAAAGUUUUUUUAGUAAAAAUCCUUUUUCUUACUUAUAAUCAUAAUUGAUAAAUGAGAAUUCUUUCUUCUGAUAAAUUAUUAAUUCAUAAUUUUACAAAGUGUUUUGGUUGGAUUUACACCACACCAGUAAGCAUUGCUAGGAUAACUUUAUAAUUUUGGUAUUUAGUUUUGGUUUUUAAAUGUGAAGUACUUGCACGGGCCUAGUAUAGUAUUAUAGUAUGUUAUAUUUAAUAUAAUUGUCACGAGUAGAACAGCAUAGUAUUAUGCAUAUAAUUAGUCAUUAAAACACUGAUGUUGGAUAUAAUAUUAAAUUAGGACUUUUCAAAUUUAGUACUUAGUUUACUUAUUUCUAAAUCACUGACAUGCAUAUCAUAUACCAUUGCUUCAUUAAUGGUAAUACAUUUUGUAAUUUACAUAAUUGCACCUUUAAUAUUAUUCGUUGGAUAUUAUUAUUAUUAUUCAAAAGUACAAAUAGCAUAUUUAUAUUAAUUUUUGUUUUUGUUUUUGUGUUUUUAGCAAUACGUUUGCGAUCGGACCAGUGUCGAGGUCGAGCUACAAUGGAUUGCGACCCUCCGCCGAUUGCUUCCAUUUACCAUGGUUAUCAGACAGCACCAAUGGCCAGACACCAUCUGCCUCAUCAUGUAUAUCCAAUGAAUCCGGCAUCUGCUGUCGGUGCUAUGGUUCACUGUCGACCAACUUCCUUGCCGUUCCUACACCCACAACAUCACCCGUAUCAGCCGAUACAGUCACAACCUCCACGAUCGUUGCAUUCAUUGCACAAUCACCCUCUACCUGUACAACAGCCUGUUGCACGGGUGCCGCCGACCCAUUCGAAUCGAACGAAACAAGAACAAGACGACAAUAUGAUCGGGGUAUGUAUAGGGCAGAGUCCGGUAGCAAUAAACAUAACAUGAUCAAAUCGUAUAUAAAGUGUAGAACAGAUGAUAUUUUUAAUUUUAUUUUUGUCAUGUAAAAAUCGAAUAACUGUGAUUUUUAUAAAACGGGAAGAGUAUAUAAUUUUUUAAAUAAUUCAGGUGAUAGUAUUUUUGUGGAAUAGUGUCAAAAAUGUGAUUUUUUUUUGACCUAAGCAAAUAGAUUUAUUUUUUUUUUAUUAACAAAAUUUUAGGCACGAAAUUCUUUCGGAAUGUAUUCAUCGUAGAGAACGUUUUUAUUACAUACUAUUUUUGACAUAUAUAUUAAAUUUUAUUAAAAACAAAAGUGACAAGCAAUAUUUGUCUAGUUAAUAUAUUUAUUUAAAAAACUUACACGCUCGCCAUUUUUAUCUUUAUGUUUGUGCGCAUAUCCAUCAGAGUUACCUCAAAUCAUUUUAUAACAAUAAUUCCAGACAAUUUUUUUUUCUCACCACUUCGUAUUACAUUUUAAUAAUUAUAACAAACACAGCAUAGAACUAUAACAUCUAGAAUAUUACAAUACAAAUGUACAAAUUAUCUUGAAUGAAUGUAUUUAACAUCACUUUACAUUAUGCAUUAUUUAAAAUGUAAAUUUAUUUUUUCUAAACAGUUUAUUACUAUUAAGUAAACAAAUUUUUUGUCUAUAAUUAUGUACAUUCAUUCUACGUUAUGUUAAUGUGUAUAGAUGAAAUUAAUUUCCAUUAUAUUUUUGAUCGAAAAUAAUACACUUAUACUGAACAUAAAACGAUUAACAUUGUUAAAUGAGUUAUCAUUUUCUAUAAAUUACAAUUUUGGUGAUUUUUGAUAAAAAAUCUUUCAAUGGCAUUUAAUUAUUAUUUCAUUUUUUUUUUUUUUUUACUAUUCAAAUAUAUGAUUUUAAAUUAAAUAGGUUUUGAGUAAAUAAGUAACAACUCAAUCGAAUUGAUGAUAUGGAUGCUGUUAACUAUUGAUAAAAUCACCAUCUCAAAUAAUUGACGUACCACAUAAGAUAAAAAUAUGUGAAAAAAAAGGCUAACGUGAAAAUCAACUCUUUUUGAUAAAAUGGUUUUUUUUUUUAACAGUUACUAUUUACAACGAUUUACGAUAAAUAAUACGUGCAUACAUUAUGUUAUGGUAUUUCAACAUAAUUUCAUUAUAUAUUGUGUCUUCCUGGACUAUUUAGUAUUUUUUAUUCUUAUAUAAUAUUAUUAUGUAUAAUAAUAUAUUAUAAUACAUGGUAGUUUUAUUACCCUAAGGGAUUUUUUUUACGCGUUGCCACUGCCAUAGUGUGAGAACAGAAAACAUUUUCUGUUUUUAUUUUUAAUUUAAUUAUUUUUUUUUUUUAACUCGGUUUACAUAUAAAUAUUAAAAAAUUGAACGUUGUUGUCAUGUGAUGUCAUCAUCGCUGUUGUCGUUGACGAGCUCAUAGUUAAUUUUCGAUUAGGUUUUAACAUCGACGUUGAGGUAAUUUUUUUUGUGGGCAUGUAUAAAAAAAAAAAAAAAUGAAAGGAAUAAAUAAAUAAAAAAAUAUUGUGAUAGAACAGGGUGGAAUAUCCUUAAAAUUAUUUUGGUCAUUAUUUGUACUAUGAUAAUUUAAUAUAUAUAUAUAAUAUAUAUAUACAUUUUGAUUUAUUAUUAUUUUUUUUUUUUUUUUUAAUUUUAAAGACUGUUGUGUAUAUAGACUAUUAUAGAUAUUGUACGUGAUGUUUAUAAUAUAUAAAAUUUAAAUAAUGAUUAUGUAUAAUUAUAUAAAAAAUAGGUAAACGUUUUUAUUUAUUUUUGUUUGUUUGUUUUUAUUAUUUUUUUAUUAUAAGUCAACUGUGCCCGAUUUGUAAUCAGUACAGAAAUUACACUCUUAGGGAAUUUUGGAUUGAAACAAAUUACAACGAUAAUAUUGUGUUAUUAUUAUUUAGCCAAAUCGUAUAUUAAAUAUUAAAAUUAUACAACAAAUUACACACCUAUCAUUCUGAAAUUUAUUUUCGUAAAAUAAUAUUAUUCGCAUAUGGAUUAUUAUAUUUUAAUAAUAUAUUAUUUCGUUUAGGCAAUUUAUCGUAUUACGUCGUUUACGGAUAUGUUAUUAUAUUAUUAUUUUUUAAAUUGUUUGUUAUAGUGACCGAUAACACUAAUCAUAACAGAUAACACAAAAUAACAGAAAUGCAUGCGUAUUAAUACGUGUAUGUAAAAUAAUUGAAUAAAAAAAUAUUAUGUACUUUUGAGUUUAAUAAUGUUUAUAGAUUGUAUUUUUCAC
Messenger RNA from Cinara cedri, 12102 nucleotides. The record is from the annotation of a GenBank genome assembly. Lineage: Eukaryota; Metazoa; Arthropoda; Insecta; Hemiptera; Aphididae.